Molecule: messenger RNA, 1323 nt
Organism: Prorocentrum cordatum
Lineage: Eukaryota; Dinophyceae; Prorocentrales; Prorocentraceae
Source: the annotation of a GenBank genome assembly
AUGGUGCUGCCUGCGGAGAGGACGGUGGCGGAUGGUUGGCUGCCGACCUACGCCAACUUCGUCAAGGCAAGUUCUCGAGGCAAGCGCAGCGCCGGCUACGAAGGCUGGACCGCCCGUGAGCUGAAGGUGGCGGCCAGCACCUUCCCUUUCCUGACGCGUGAGCUGUACGACCUCCGGGUGGCCACGACUCGCUGCCUGGGGACGCAGAGCAUGACGAGGCUGGCGGAUUGCCCUCAGCAGGUUCGUGAGCUGCAGGAAUUGCUCUUUUCUUGGAGAGUGGUCGGGGUUCCGAAGAAGUGCGAGCGACAGGAGUGGCACCUCGGAGAGCAGAAGAAGAUCGAGCACAUAGGGAUCGAGGCCGCGCCCGACAACCCGGCCAUACCUACCACACCCGCUGGAAGGUGGAAGAAGUUGUACGCUGCCAUCGAAACUCUACGGAGCAUUCCUGGCAGCUCGAAGACGAGGUUGAGGGCUGUGGAGGCUUACGUCAAGCCGCUCUGGCUUUGGUGCACGCCAGUCUUCGUGGCCCCUCCGACGGACAUGGCUUCCAAGUUGAUGUCUGCCAUUUUACGCACGCGUUGUACGUGGUGGUGCAGAGGCAGACUCUGGGCGCUGCACAUCGGUCACCACCCCUUGUACUCGAGCCUCAUGACGAGCAUCCAGCGCUUGACGGACUGGGACCUCGAGAUGAACCUUUGGACGGAGAACAACAGCAGGGACCUCUUCAAGCACGUGGGCCUGGCGAAGCUGCUUUGCCUCUGCUACUACAGGGAGGAUGCGCAGAAGGGCAGCUGCAAGGGAAACUCCAAGGAGGGCUGCAGCAAGAGGAGGUGCGCGUUCCAGACUCCAGAAGGCCCGCUCGCCCACAUCACCUGCUUCGGCGGCCCGCCCUCGGCGCGGGCGCCCUCGGCGCGGGCGCCCGCGGCGCGGGCUCCCUCGCGGCCGUCUGCGAGGAGCCGGCCGCCCGACCAGCACGGCGCGAGCGGUUGCGGCAGAGGUCACGCCGCCAGGAAAAUCUGCCUCUUCGAGGACACCGUCCGAGGCAGAAGGUGCAAGUUUGGCGAGAGGUGCCACGACAAGCACCUCGACACCUGUCUGGAGGCGGACUUCAACGAGUUUACCCAAGCGAGCGCUCGGCACCCGCGGAGACAAGAGCAUUGCCCAGGCGGCGCCGCGGAGCCCCGCGCCGCUCGCGAGGGCAGCCGGCGGCGGGAGGGGAGCCGCGCCGCGGGCGACAGGUGGAGGGCCGGCGCCGAGCAGGGCGGCCGUACCCGCACCGCACCGGCCGCGCAGCCGGGGGCGGUGCCGCGGAGUGGUGCCGAG